Molecule: messenger RNA, 2188 nt
Organism: Exophiala dermatitidis NIH/UT8656
Lineage: Eukaryota; Fungi; Ascomycota; Eurotiomycetes; Chaetothyriales; Herpotrichiellaceae
Product: cell division control protein 42
Exons: 6
Coding region: 1020-1601 (193 amino acids)
Biological process (GO): small GTPase-mediated signal transduction
Molecular function (GO): GTP binding; GTPase activity
Source: RefSeq, a predicted model, not a curated record
GGACUGCGCCCGUGAUUAUUUGGCUGAACUUGAAGCGGCGGCCUUUGAGAGAAGCCCCGAGUCUUCUGCCUGCGCCGCAGAUCAACCACAGCACCGUGGACUGCAGCAGUGCAGCACUGAGCCAACAAACUGCGCCAACUGCACUCCUCCUCAGCAAUAAUCUUCGCCCUUCGCUGCGUACCGCCAACAGCGGUUAGUAAGUAGGUGCUGCUCUUCACUGCACGUCCCUAGUCCAGCUUCCACACCACCAACUGCACUACACUACUACACGACAUCGCACUCUACUUCCAUUUCCACCACUACUACUAUAUUGGUCGCUGGCUGGUCGCUAUUGUUCAUUCAUCUACACGUCGACGUCCGCUAUUCAUCUUCUAUAUCCAGCAGCCAUCUUCCGUCUGGUUACACGUCUUCGGUCCCUCUCCUUCGUGCAUCAAUCCAAUCCAUCCAGAUUCCGCCCCGAAUCCCAAUCGUUCUCCUCCUUGCCGCUUGACAUUUCCGGUAAAUGCCUAUUCUCUGUUCUCACGACUAGACCUUUCGAAGAAAAAGCUUAGCUUGCCUUGGACAUUUCCAUAUUUUUCUUGCUGGUCAACGAUCCUUCUUACCGCCGGGAUUUUGCGACUCGAAUCCAUUGACCGUUGACCGAUUGAGCAUCGACUGCUCAACUCGAGGCGCGACGCGCGGUCGAUAUCGAGACCUCUUUUCGGAAUCCUAUCCUUCGCUUUGGCAGCGACCCGUCACUCUGUUGCUUUCUCCCUUUUUGCUCGAUCAAUACAGCCAGAUAAACAGACAGAACACAAGGAAACUUCACUGCCUCUUUUUUGAACACAGUGCACAUGUGUACGGCGUGAUCCCGAGCAAGAACACAAGGCACUCUUUCGGUGACCGCUUCAUCUGCCCGUGAGUACUUAAGUUCACUUCACGCGGCGCUCUCUCUUUCACACCCACCACCUUUCUGACCUACCAAGCCUGCUCGUGUUCGCAAUCUCGACACCGCUACCCAUCUGAGAAACAAAGACGGAAUGGUUGUCGCAACGAUCAAGUGUGUGGUUGUCGGUGACGGCGCGGUCGGCAAGACAUGCUUGCUUAUCUCGUACACCACCAACAAGUUCCCUUCGGAAUAUGUCCCGACCGUCUUUGACAAUUACGCCGUCACGGUGAUGAUCGGAGAUGAGCCAUACACUCUUGGUCUAUUUGAUACAGCAGGACAAGAGGAUUACGACCGGCUUCGACCUUUGUCAUACCCGCAGACCGAUGUCUUUCUCGUCUGUUUCUCCGUCACUUCGCCAGCAUCGUUUGAGAACGUGCGAGAGAAAUGGUUUCCCGAGGUCCACCACCACUGUCCCGGUGUGCCAUGUCUGAUCGUCGGAACUCAGACCGAUCUACGUGACGACCCACAAGUCCGUGAGAAACUCGCCAAACAGAAGAUGCAACCCGUUCGUAAGGAGGAUGGUGAAAGAAUGGCCAAGGAGUUGGGCGCGGUCAAAUACGUCGAAUGCAGUGCUCUCACCCAGUACAAACUCAAGGACGUCUUUGAUGAGGCAAUCGUUGCUGCUCUCGAGCCUCCACCAAAGAAGAGUAGUAAGAAAUGCACGAUUCUUUGAUGAGACUCGGUUUCAUCUUUCCCAUCAAUGGAUCGUGUCAGGGAUUUCCCAGCCAUUCCAAGCAUCUUUGGGCUUUCCUACUACUUACUACUCGACAUUGGAGAGAGAGGACACAUGACAGCUUGGGGCAGAGGCCGUCUUGGACAGAGAGACCUGUUGUUCAUCGGCGAGUUGGCCAUGGAAGUACGGAUUUGUUUGCCAUUCUGCAGACACAAUUGCAGAUGAGAUACCGGUCGGGGCAUGAUGGGCUUCCACCAACCGAUUCAUAUGGCUUGUUCUUGCCUUUUUUUUUUCCUUUUUCUCUCUUUUUCUAGCUGUGGUGCAAUGCGGCGGGUGCAGGCGAAUGGGCGCGACACACAACAACACAAUAGGCACAAUGGAAAGCUGCAGUGAGGCAAGGCAGGCGAAAUCAAAUCCCAAUCGAUCAAUCCCAAGAAAGUCUGACCCAAACGAGAUGUCUUUUCCUCGAGUUUUUCAGGGAGAGAAACAUCCUAUCCAUUUGGAGCUUGAAUCGUGCCACAAUCGUAGUAGUACUAUUAGUAGUAGAGCAGUAGUCCUGAUUGAUAUGUGGUAAAGCAAAAAACGCC